This is a messenger RNA of Sipha flava (yellow sugarcane aphid), 1620 nucleotides long. RefSeq names its product piggyBac transposable element-derived protein 4-like. Bases 187 to 1620 code for a protein of 477 amino acids. The transcript has 3 exons. The record is from RefSeq and is a predicted model, not a curated record. Lineage: Eukaryota; Metazoa; Arthropoda; Insecta; Hemiptera; Aphididae.
UAUGACACAUCAGACAGUAUCGAGAUUAUUAACGUAAACGUUAAACGUGAUGUCGAUUCAGAUUCGUCACUUUGCGAAUUCGAUGAUGACGUAUUUGGCCCCGAUUGGGUUGAUGACAAAGAAGACGGAAAUCAAAAUAUUUAUGAAAAUAAUGAUACUUCUUCUGACUAUGAAAGUGACGACGGUAUGACAGGUAAUAAUUGGACAGAACAUUUUUAUGAACCGCAUACCAAUGCGCAUAUAACUUUCAAUCCUCAUAAUUUACCAGUUGGAGUUAACCCUGAUCUUAUAGAGACAUUGUCUUUAGCUAGCCCAUUCACAUUUUUUUCCUUGUUUUUUGACGAAGAAAUUAUUAACUUACUUGUAGUUGAAACUAACAAAUAUGCAAAUGAUAAACUCAGUGAACCAGGUUUAAGUCGAAACGCUAGAUUAAGAAAAUGGAAGGAUGUUGAUAAAACAGAAAUAAAAAAACUUUUUGGUAUUAUUAUGUGGAUGGGGUUAGUUAAAAUGCCUUGUAUUUCUAAUUAUUGGAGUACUAAUAAACUGUACAAUAGUUAUAUUUCUUCAUAUAUGUCUCGAAAUCGUUUCGAAUUACUUUUGAGUAUGCUCCAUGUUUCGGAUAACAGCAAAGCUCGUCCUGAUGAUCGGUUGUACAAAAUUCAACCUCUAAUAGAUCUAUUGGUUCAUAAAUACAACAGUGCAUUAAUUCCUGAACAGAAUGUUUGUAUUGAUGAGUCUAUUGUGCCAUUUAAAGGACGACUUAAAUUUCGUCAAUUUAUUUCAAAUAAAAGACAUCGAUAUGGAAUAAAAAUUUUUAAAUUAUGUACACGCGAUUUUUACACAUCUCAAUACAAAGUAUAUGCAGGGAAAGAAGCUACACCAGGGCAAUCAGUUUCUUCAAAAGUUGUGAUGGAGUUGAUGGAACCAUACUUGGAUAGUGGAAGAGUUUUAUUUGCAGACAAUUGGUACAAUAGCGUUGAUAUGGCGGAAAAAUUAUUAUGCAGAAAUACUCAUCUCGUUGGAACACUUAGAGCAAAUAGGAAACGAAAUCCAACAGGCGUUACUAAGAAAAAAAUUUCAAAAGGAGAAACUGUUGCAAAGAUCAAUAAUAAAGGAGUAACUGUGCUAAAAUGGAAGGAUAAACGUGAAGUACUUAUGAUAAGUACUAAACAUACAAAUAAAAUUAUAAGCGUUGAUAGAAGUAGAAAAACUGUUAAACAAAAACCAGAAGUAGUUGUCGAUUACAAUACUGGAAAGGGAUAUAUAAAUCUUACUGAUCAGCUACAGUCAUAUCAUUCGGCUUUACGAAAAUCGCUAAAGUGGUACAGAAAAAUAAUUAUAGACUUGAUCUGUAAUAUAUCUGUACUAAAUGCCCUUUCCUUGUUCAUUGGUGUAAGUGGCCAAAAAAUGAAAAUUAUGAAAUUUCGAGAAGCAAUUAUUGAAGAGCUUUUACGAAACGAUGAUGAAGACACACAACAAUCUGAAUUAAUACAGCCACUACCAACACUAGAUCAUACAUUGGAAAAAUCUCCGAAAACAUCAAGGUGCAAAUCAUGUUACAGCUUACUGGAAGACAAAUUGCACAAAAAAAAAAACAAAAAGGAUCAAAACAAGAUGUAA